AUGGCGACCCACAACCAAGUCUUCCCUCCGCCCUCCCAUGACUUUGAACUGGUUCUGGGACAGCACUUGUACUGUGGAGUGUCCUGUGGUGGGCCAUGUCGAUGCCCCACAAAUCCCGCCAAGACCAGGAGCAACAUUGUGACGGUCAUCCCAGGUUCUAUGAGCCUGCCGGUGCUGGAGAAGGAAGGGGACAUCGUCCUGGGAGGACUCUUCUCUCUACAUGAUAUGGUGGUGGAGCCCAGUAUGACCUACACCUCCAAGCCUCCACCUACACAAUGCACCAGAUUUAACUUCCGGACAUUCCGCUGGAUGCAGACUAUGAUAUUUGCUAUUGAGGAGAUUAACAGGGAGGGCAAACUCCUUCCCAAUGUGACUUUGGGAUAUAAGAUCUAUGACUCAUGCAGCACCCCUCACCAGGCUCUCAAAGCUACUAUGGAACUGAUGGGCAGCCAUACGGCGGAAAGUGGGGUGCAGGGUCCAAGCCGCUGCAAAGGGGCUGUACCUGCUGUGAUAGGGGAUGGAGGUUCCACCCAGUCUCUGGUAGUGGCCCGCUUCUUGGGAGUCUUCCAUGUGCCUCAGGUUAGUUACUUUUCUAGCUGUGCUUGUCUUAGCGACAAAAAUGAGUUUCCUGCUUUCCUGAGGACCAUGCCCAGUGACUUCUUCCAAGUUGAUGCACUUGUACAACUGGUCAAACAUUUUGGCUGGACCUGGGUCGGCGUGAUCGCGGGCGACGAUGCUUAUGGUCGUGGCGGGGCAAACAUCUUUGCUAAUGAGGUUAGAAAAUUAGGUGCUUGUGUUGCCCUUCGUGAAAUCAUCCCUAAGAACCGGGCACAUACUGCAAUUUCAGCCAUCAUUUCCAAAAUACUCUCCUCCGGGGCCUCAGUGGUACUCGUGUUUGCAGUGGAACAGGAUGCAGCGGCACUCUUUGAUGAAGCUCUCAGAGAGGGACUCACUGGGAUACAAUGGCUGGCUAGCGAGGCUUGGAGCACCGCGGCCAUUCUCUCCAGCCCCAAAAAGUACCAGCCUAUCCUACAGGGAUCCAUGGGGUUUGCCGUCCGGCGAGCGAACAUCCCGGGGCUGCGUGACUUUCUCCUCCGCCUGCAUCCCUCCGGCACCGAAGCUCUUGAGGACCCGUUUCUGUUACCAUUCUGGCAAGAAGUUUUUCAAUGCAGCUUAGGUGUUGGGACUAAACCACCGUGCACCGGAGCUGAAGACCUGAAGAGUGUGGCAAAUAUUUAUUCGGAUGUGUCCCAGCUGAGGAUCUCCUAUAAUGUUUAUAAAGCUGUGUAUGCUAUCGUCUAUGCAUUGAGGAGCAUGGAAGGCUGCGAGGAAGGAAAUGGGCCUUUUGCUUUUCAGGCAUGUCCAUAUUUACAGAGCAUACAGCCAUGGCAGCUUCUUUAUUACAUCAAACAGGUGGAAUACUUCAACUCCUUUGGCGAUGAAACCAAAUUUGAUGAGAACGGUGACAUCGCAGCCAUGUACGACCUCGUCAACUGGCAGCUGGGACCGAGUGGAGAGGUCGAGUUUGUCACCGUUGGAAAGUUUGACGAAACAGUCGAAAACGGACAGCAGAAGCUCCGUAUCCAGGAAGAGGAUAUCGUGUGGAACGGCAACCAGACCCAAGUCCCACUAUCGGUGUGCAGCAACAUAUGUCCCCCAGGAACCCGCAAGGCCAUCAGACCUAACUUCCCUAUCUGCUGCCAUGAUUGUGUGGUGUGUACAGCUGGGGAGAUCAGCAAUCAGACCGAUGCCAUAGAGUGUGUGCGCUGCUUGCCUGAAUUCUGGUCCAACACGGGAAGGACCGCCUGUAUCCCCAAACAGGUGGACUUUCUGUCCUUCACAGACACCAUGGGCAUCACCCUGAUGGCUAUAUCUCUCAUCGGCUCCUUCUGCACCUGCGCCGUGGUCUUCAUCUUCUCCUACCACAGAACCACGCCCAUCGUCCGGGCCAACAACUCGGAUUUAAGCUUCCUGCUGCUCUUCUCCUUGACCUUGUGUUUCCUGUGCUCACUGACCUUCAUCGGCCGGCCCUCAGAGUGGUCCUGCAUGCUGCGCCACACGGCCUUCGGCGUAACCUUCGUCCUCUGCAUCUCUUGCAUACUGGGAAAGACCAUAGUGGUGCUCAUGGCCUUCAAGGCGUCGUUUCCUGGGAGCAAAGUCAUGAGGUGGUUCGGGCCCGCCAAGCAAAAAGCAAUCAUUGGACUUUGCACUCUGGUUCAGGUAAUCAUCUGCAUUGUGUGGCUGACCGUGGCUCCUCCAACCCCACGUAAACUGAUUCCUCGCGAGAGCGCCAGGGUCAUCCUCCUUUGCGACGAAGGCUCCCACGUGGCGUUCGGUCUGGUCCUGGGCUACAUCGGGCUGCUGGCCUGCCUCUGUCUCCUGCUGGCCUUCCUGGCGAGGAAACUUCCGGAUAAUUUUAACGAGGCCCGGAUCAUCACCUUCAGCAUGCUGAUCUUCUGUGCCGUGUGGGUGGCCUUCGUUCCCGCUUACAUCAGCUCUCCAGGAAAGUACUCCACAGCCACUGAGGUGUUUGCCAUUUUAGCUUCCAGCUAUGGCUUACUGGGCUGUAUCUUUGCACCAAAAUGCUACUUAAUCCUGUUUAGGCCUGAAAAGAACACCAAGAAACAUCUCAUGUCCAGAGCUGAUAAGUUUUAGUCCCUGCCCUAUUCUCACACUUUCUUUGAAGAGGUGAAUAAAUGCUUUUAAUACAUGACAAACAAUACAUGACAAACAUGUAUUAGAACCAGUGUGUAUGUGUACAGACCACAGUACUAACUGUAUACCAAUCCUAAAUGCCUAAAAAUAUAUUUGGAUUUUUGACCAGUAGGUGGCAGCAGCGGUUAGUGUUGCACUGCUUUACCUAUAUUAAAAUGUGUUAAUUCAUUUUCAGCUGGAAUUAACACAACACAUUCAUUAUUUUGCCUUUGUUUUGAUUUGGAAAAAAAAAAUCAUAAAAAAAUGUGGUAACACUAGU
Messenger RNA from Entelurus aequoreus (snake pipefish), 2974 nucleotides. RefSeq names its product extracellular calcium-sensing receptor-like. Gene Ontology annotation, molecular function: G protein-coupled receptor activity. Bases 1 to 2655 code for a protein of 884 amino acids. NCBI's taxonomy places the organism in Eukaryota, Metazoa, Chordata, Actinopteri, Syngnathiformes, Syngnathidae. Gene Ontology annotation, biological process: G protein-coupled receptor signaling pathway. The record is from RefSeq and is a predicted model, not a curated record. Gene Ontology annotation, cellular component: membrane. The transcript has 11 exons.